AACUGUUCCGCGGCCAUGGCGCAGUGCAGUGUUACUACUUUACUUGUUAUAAUACCGUCAAUGCUGUCGUUGUUCAAAACAAGCUUGUUACGCAUGCCGUGGUCCAAAUGUUGCUUUAAAAGCGACCCGAGUCAUGAGGUUCGUUACCAGUCAGCCUUUCUCCAAGUCAACCCAGCCAAAAAACCCAAGUUACGCAGCAGAUCUGAAAAGAUGGCCCGCAUGAUUUUUGUCGUUGCCCUAUUGGCCGCUGUGGCCGUGCCGAACACUGAGGCCUGGUACUGUGCUGGGAACGUAUUGAUGUGCUCCAUUAUGGAACAGUCGAUUACGAAGACCUGUCCAUCUCCUAACCCUUGUGGUGCAACCACAACCACGGCCGCAACUACAGCAGCGACCACUGCCGCAACUACAGCUGCGACGACUGCGGCGACAACCGCUGCGACAACUGCCGCGACUACCGCUGCGACUACGGCUGCGACGACUGCUGCAACCACCGCCGCGACAACCGCUGCUACUACCGCCGCAACAACCGCAGCAACAACUGCCGCUACUACCGCCGCGACUACUGCUGGAACUACUGCCGCUACCACCGCCGGCACAACUGUUGCCCCUGCAACUCUGAAAUGGUGUUACCUCGGUGACUUCCUCAUGGCGGGAUCCAACUGCAAUGCCAUUGGAACCUCACCCCUCUCGUUCACAUCAUGGACAAACAUGCUGGUCAAUGCUGUCGCUGGUGGCACUCCAGUCAACAUCAACAUUGGCUGGACCACACUUGGGGCUCUUCUUCUUGGAUAGAUUUUUACUAAACAUGUCUAUGUUACUUUAUCUGUUUAUCAAUCUAUCUAUCUCUUCCUCUGUCUUUGUUAAAUUUGAAAUAUGUUCUAUCCAAAUUGAUCCUUUCCUUUUCAAUGAAUAAAUGAUUAUUCCAUCGCAAGUUAAAAUUUAAA
Molecule: messenger RNA, 944 nt
Organism: Folsomia candida
Lineage: Eukaryota; Metazoa; Arthropoda; Collembola; Entomobryomorpha; Isotomidae
Exons: 7
Coding region: 16-792 (258 amino acids)
Source: RefSeq, a predicted model, not a curated record